CUCUCUCUCUCUCUAGUUCCUUCUCCCAUAUAAACCCUCCCACACAUCCUCUCUAUCCCCUUCCAAUCCUCUCUUUCUCUCUCUCUCUCUCUCUCUUUCUAUAUAUCUCUCUAUAUAUAUCUCUCUCUCUCUUAUACCAACCUACAAAUAUAACAAGAUAACACAAAGCCAUCUCUCUCUCGCUUUCUCUCUAUAGAGAACCAUGGGGAGGUCUCCAUGUUGUGAAAAGGCGCACACAAACAAAGGAGCAUGGACUAAGGAAGAGGACCAACGCCUCAUAGCAUACAUCAAAGCCCAUGGAGAGGGGUGUUGGCGCUCUCUUCCGAAAGCCGCAGGCUUGCUUCGAUGCGGAAAGAGUUGCCGACUCCGGUGGAUGAACUAUCUCCGCCCCGACCUCAAGCGCGGUAACUUUACGGACGAGGAGGAUGAGCUCAUCAUCAAGCUCCAUGGCUUGCUUGGGAAUAAAUGGUCCCUUAUCGCGGGGCAGUUACCGGGCAGGACGGAUAACGAAAUCAAGAACUACUGGAACACCCACAUAAAGCGCAAGCUCAUUAGCCGUGGCCUCGACCCACAAACUCACCGACCGUUAUCCACCGCUGCUGCCGCCGCCACUGCUACCGCCGCCACUGCCAUCGCUGUUGCCACCCCCUCUCUCCACCGCGAAGUCACUCCCAUGGAGUUAAAGCCCUCCACCGACCUCUCCACCGAGGACUGCUGCCAGCACAGCGGCGGCACUGCCAACCUAGACGAAGACCGGUGCCCCGACCUCAACCUCGACCUCUCAAUAAGCCUCCCGAAUUGCUCCUCGCCGAAAACUUCAGCUUCCUCUGAAUCGCUUACACCGCCAAACGCUCCGCAAGAAGUUACAACACCAAUUUCACUUAUACCAACUUAUAGCACCACACCCAUUUGCUUGUGCUACCACCUAGGUUUCCAAAGCAAGAAGCCUUGUAAUUGCCAAACUAGCAAAAACCCACAUGUUUUUAGAUACUACAGACCCUUGGAAGAAGGGCAAUACAUAGAAUAGUUAGCAUUGUAUUCAUCUUGUUACUUCAUGUCAUUAAAAUUUUCUAAUGGAGAAGAAGAAGAAGAAGAAGAAGAGGAGUCACUAUGUUCCAAGAUGUACUCCACAUGUUAGGUAUAUCUUUGUCCACACAUGAUUAGAUUUGUUAAUGGGUCAUUUGUCACAAAAAAUGUUAAUGGGGUACUUUCUUUUUCUUUUUUUUUUUCCUUUUGUUUAAUUCCCUAUGGAGGGACAAGGUGAUAAGGGUUGGUGUGGAAAGAGAAGGGUUAGUUUUGUGAAUCUGAUUCUCUUUUGGAGUCUUUUCUUUU
Ananas comosus (pineapple) is the source of this 1332-nucleotide messenger RNA. RefSeq names its product myb-related protein 308-like. Bases 203 to 1027 code for a protein of 274 amino acids. Lineage: Eukaryota; Viridiplantae; Streptophyta; Magnoliopsida; Poales; Bromeliaceae. The transcript has 3 exons. The record is from RefSeq and is a predicted model, not a curated record.